AUGAUGUAUUCGACGUGUUUGGGAAUAUUAAUUUCAUUGUUCGUUUGCCUUACUCUGGCCGAAGAUAAAAAAUCUUCAGACGUUCUAGUGGCUGAAGCUUCUCACGAAGAAAAAUGGGAACAUCACGGAGGAAAUUGGAAGAAAUUGUCUAAUAAUCAUGGCACACAUAAGCAUGGACACAAAUUUGACAAAGACGAUUGGGGUGAAUGGGAUAAACACGGUAGCAAUCAACAUCACGAUAAUGGCGGACAUAAAUUCGAUAAGUAUGGUAAAGACGACGAAAGUCAUAACCAUCACGGAUUCGAUGGGCACGGAUCUCACGGUAGAUCUAAUUGGAAUAGAGGUGGAAAAAAGGACGAAUCGGAAGAAAGAACGAAUUAUCACGAUAAAGGUCAGAAGCAUCACGGAUUUAAAAAGUCGUAUCACAAAACAGAUGGAGGAGACCAAAAGUCGGAACACGAUAUCUUUAGUCAGGGCAAGUAUCAUAAGAGUUACGAUGAGGAGGAUAAUUGGAAGAAGUAUAAUGGAGAAAAAUAUCAUAAAAAUCAUCACGGAAAAGAAUAUUUCGAUAAAAACGAACACGGAGACGAUUUUCGUAAAUUCGAAGAAGGUGGACGUAAUAAUUAUCAAGGAGAAGAUUAUAAAAAAGGUGGAAAAUAUUCUGAUAAAAAGUGGAGCCAUAAGGACAACAAUGAUCGCCAUCAUCAUUCUAGAGAUGAGACGGGUGGUCGCGGUUCUAGUCACGGUAAGGGACAUUUUAUUGGUCAUCAUUAA
Centruroides sculpturatus (bark scorpion) is the source of this 774-nucleotide messenger RNA. RefSeq names its product putative eggshell protein. NCBI's taxonomy places the organism in Eukaryota, Metazoa, Arthropoda, Arachnida, Scorpiones, Buthidae. The coding region runs from base 1 to 774 and encodes 257 amino acids. The transcript is spliced from 2 exons. The record is from RefSeq and is a predicted model, not a curated record.